AUGGCUGGGCACUUGGGGCGAGAGCUGGGGCGCCCCUACCCCUUUCCCGUCCAGGGCCUCCACCUGAGCAACCUCCCCGCCGUCCCCCAUCACGAAACGCCCGGGGGCUUCUUGCCCGAAGCCUUCAACGGGGCGACGCCUGGGCAGGGCUAUGGGUUUAAGCCGGACUAUGGGCCCCAGGGAGGGAUGAUGGAGGCCCUCCCCGGCGGAGGAGAGGCGCCCCGGGUUUGGUACCCUUUCCCGGCGGGCGGGGACGCCUGGGGUCACCAUCCCGGGGUGGUGAUGGGGCCUUAUGGGGUCGCUCAGUCUGGGGAGGCCUGCCCGGGCCCGAAGCCCGACAUCAAGGUGGAGCGAGACUGUGACCAGGCAGGGCCCUACUACGGGCACCCCUGGGCAGGGGGCUGCGUCCUGCCUCCCACGCCCACCUUAGCCCGUACGGCGCCCGGCAACAGCCAGGAGACUCUGUCCCCUGGCUACGAUCACCAGCCGCCCAGCAGCCCUGCCAGCCAACCUGAGGAGGUGGGCAGCGCUGCCAGCAGCCCCCGAAGCGGUGGCAGCAGAAGCCCGGAGGAGCCCAUAGCCUCUGGAGAAGUCAAAGAAGAAGGGGGCAGUGGAGACGAGGACAUUCCCACCUCAGAAGAACUGGAACAGUUUGCCAAAGAACUGAAGCACAAGAGAAUCACUUUGGGCUUCACUCAGGCAGAUGUUGGACUUGCUCUGGGGGUGUUGUAUGGGAAGAUGUUCAGCCAGACCACCAUCUGCCGCUUUGAGGCCCUGCAACUCAGCUUUAAGAACAUGUGCAAACUGAAGCCACUCCUUCAGAGCUGGCUGCACGAGGCAGACAGCAACGAAAACCUACAGCAGCUGUGUGCAUCGGAGUCUGCCCUGAUCCAAGCUCGGAAACGCAAACGUACGAGCAUCGAGACUACCGUGCGGGGCUCCCUCGAGACUUACUUCCUGCGUUGCCCCAAGCCCAACCUGCAAGAGAUCUCGCAGAUCGCGGAUGACCUCCACCUGGAGAAGGAUGUCGUCCGUGUUUGGUUCUGCAACCGCCGCCAGAAGGGCAAGCGCACCUUAGGAGCCGGCUCUCGGGAUGAAUACGACAGCUCUGCUCUGCUGCCGCUGCCGCCUUUCCCACACGGGCCGCUUCAGGCCCAGCCCCCCGGGCUCAGCCCCACCCACCACCAGCUAGCCCCCCCUCCUCACCCCCAGGGCUAUAACACGGAUGCCUUCGCUACCCUUUACCUCCCCCAGUUCCAUGAGGGAGACCCCUUUGCUCCCCCCACAUCUGGCUCCCCAGUUAUGGGCCAUCCGAUGCAUUCAAGCUGA
Molecule: messenger RNA, 1329 nt
Organism: Euleptes europaea (tarantolino)
Lineage: Eukaryota; Metazoa; Chordata; Lepidosauria; Squamata; Sphaerodactylidae
Gene: POU5F1
Product: POU class 5 homeobox 1
Exons: 5
Coding region: 1-1329 (442 amino acids)
Biological process (GO): regulation of transcription by RNA polymerase II
Molecular function (GO): RNA polymerase II cis-regulatory region sequence-specific DNA binding; DNA-binding transcription factor activity, RNA polymerase II-specific
Source: RefSeq, a predicted model, not a curated record